ACGGGGCUGUUUAUUUCGCCAGAUUUGAAAGGGCCUUCCCUGCUGGACGUUGGCCGAAGAGCGAGGGAGGCCAUGCUGGAGAAUGAGGGGAACGUGGCCUCUCUGGCACUACCGCUUCCCAAGACUAGCCUUGUCCCAAGUGCAGAGCAAGUGGAAGAGCCCAGGCCACCACAAUAUCAGAUCUCAGAUGAAACAGGGGCUGCCAUUUCGGACACCAGCUCAGCAGGUAACUUGAGGAGGAAACACUUUUGCCCAGAGUGUGGCCAAUGCUUUGCCUUCAGAUUGGCUCUUGCUACACACCAGAGAAUCCACACAGGGGAGAAGAUGCAGGAAAACUCUGAGAGCGAAGAAUGUUUAGGUCAGAGUUUGGAGAUUGCGAGCCAUUCGAAAACCCCUAAGUCUUCGGAGUUCGGGAAGGUUCUUGCUCAUCAGCCCAUCGUUCUGAUCCAAAGGAACAUCCAUGCAGGAGGAGAUAACUCAUAUCGCUGCUUGGAGUGUGGGGAAGGUUUCUCCCAACUCUCAGAUUUUGUGAUACAUGAAGCAGGCCACACGAGAGAGAAGCCCCACAAAAAUGGCCAGAGUAGGAACGGGUUCCCCGAGAGAUCACAAAUUCGUGGGCACCGUAAAGUCCACACAGGAGAGAAGCCCCACAAAUGCAGGGUGUGUGGGUUAUGUUUUUCUGUUAGGUCUAAACUUGUUACCCAUCAGCGAACCCACACUGGAGAAAAACCCUAUCAAUGCCCGGAGUGUGGGAAAUCAUUUGCUGACAAGUCAGUCCUUGUUGUCCAUCAGAGACUCCACACAGGAGAAAGGCCCCAUAAGUGCCUGGAGUGUGGAAAAUGUUUCCCCUCAAAAAAAAGUCACAAGCGACACCAGAAAAUCCACACAGGAGAGAAGCCCUAUGAAUGUAGAGAGUGUGGGAAAUGUUUUCAUGGGAAAGGUGACCUUCUGAGACAUCAGGCUGUUCACACUGGAGAAAGGCCUCAUAAAUGUGGAGAGUGUGGAAAAAGUUUUAGUGUACCAGCUCAACUUGCAAUCCACCAGAGAAUCCAUACGGGAGAGAAACCCUACAAAUGCAUGGAAUGUGGGAAAUGUUUUUACCAGAAACAACAGCUCAAGAUGCAUGAAAAAAUCCACAGUGGGGAGAAGCCCUACAAAUGCCCGGAGUGUGGGAAAUCAUUUGCUCACAAGUCAGGCCUUGUGGUCCAUCAGAGGCUCCACACAGGAGAGAAGCCCUAUGAAUGCUGGGAGUGUGGGAAAUGUUUUCCUCAAAACGCACAGCUUUGGAGCCAUCGUUUGGUUCACACAGGGGAGAAACGGUAUAAAUGCUUGGAAUGUGGAAAAACGUUUACUUGCAGUUCCCACCUUAAAAUCCAUCAGAGAACCCACACAGGAGAAAGGCCCCAUAACUGCCUGGAGUGUGGAAAAUGUUUCCCCUCAAAAGGAAGUCUCAGGCGACACCAGAGAAUCCACACAGGAGAGAAGCCCUAUGAAUGUAGAGAGUGUGGGAAAUGUUUUCAUGAGAAAGCUGAGCUUCUGACCCAUCAGACUGUUCACACCGGGGAGAGGCCCCGUAAAUGUGCAGAGUGUGGGAAAAGCUUUAUUUCAAAAUCACAUCUUGCAAUCCACCAGAGAAUCCAUACGGGAGAGAAACCCUACAAAUGCAUGGAAUGUGGAAAAUGCUUUUCCCAGAAACAACACCUCCAGGUGCAUGAAAAAAUCCACACUGGGGAGAAACCCUACAAGUGCAUGGAGUGUGGAAAAUGUUUUAGCCACAAAUCACACCUUCAUGUACACCAGAGAAUCCACACAGGAGUGCGGCCAUAUGAAUGUGGAGAGUGUGGGAAAUGUUUUUCUGUUUCAUCAGCCCUUACUAGUCAUAGGAGAGUCCACACAGGAGAAAAGCCACAUAAAUGUUUAGACUGUGGAAUGUCAUUUACUAUAGCACAAAGCCUUAGGGGGCACCAGAGAACCCACACAGGAGAGAAACCCUAUAAAUGCUUGGAGUGUGGAGAAUGUUUUUCAAGGAAAGACACCCUUGUGGUCCAUCAGAGAACCCACACAGGAGAGAAACCCUAUAAAUGCUUGGAGUGUGGGAAAUCAUUUUCUCAGAAGUUAUGCCUUGUGACCCAUCAGAGGAUCCACACAGGAGAGAAACCUUACAAGUGCUUGGAGUGUGGGAAAUGUUUUUUUCAGUCAGCACAUCUUCACAGACACCAGAAAGUCCACACAGGAGGAAAGCUUCCCAAUGUGUAGAGUGUGGGAAAUGUUUUUCACAGAGUGGAAACCUUCAAAGACUCCAUGUGGAAUAAAGAGCAUAUAAAUGUUGGGAGUGCGGGGAAUGUUUUGAUCAGCAGUCAGCCCUCGUGGCACACCAGAGUGUCCACACAAAAAGGAGGAUGUACAGAUGUCAGGAGUGUGGGAAAUGCUUUGUAAGGAAAUGAAUCUUUUAUCAACAUUGGCG
Messenger RNA from Lacerta agilis (Sand lizard), 2464 nucleotides. Its product is annotated as zinc finger protein 345-like. The record is from RefSeq and is a predicted model, not a curated record. The coding region runs from base 73 to 2256 and encodes 727 amino acids. The transcript has 3 exons. NCBI's taxonomy places the organism in Eukaryota, Metazoa, Chordata, Lepidosauria, Squamata, Lacertidae.